CUGUCUUUAUUUUAAAUAAAAACUCUCUCUCUCUCUCUCUGUCUCGGGGUUUCUCUCUCUAUUAUUUUCUGGUUCAAAUCACUGCCCCAACUCACAGUGACCCAAUCUUUUACCCCACACUCAAUUCCGGCAUCAAAAACUGAAAUCACCUAUAUACUCGAUUUGUUCGUCGGUGAGCCCGCGGAUUUUGCAAUCCUUUUUCUCCAUGAAUCUGCACUCCUUGUUGUAAAGCCUUGGUAUUGGCGUGUGUGUGUGUUUUUUUUAAUCCGUGUGAUUUGGUUCGUGUGUUACUGUUCCGAUGCUUUUUCGCAAGUCCGGUGGGUUUUGUAGAUUGUGCCCAGAUCUCGACGCCUUUUGAUCUGAACUAACAGUUGGGAAUCCGUACUGAAAUUGGCGUCAAUUGGAACUUGAGAAGAUUGCUUUUGGUGGGCUGUUAAGUGAUGAUUAAAAAUAUUCUAAACAAAAUUCCCCGGAAACAGGCGAAGCUCGCGGAGAAUCGGGAUGGGGGAUCCUCUGCUUUGCCUUCGAAUGAGUCGUCUACUUUGAGAGGGAGCUUUGCUGCUGGUUCCCGAUCAGCCAAUCCGAAUGCUCCCUCUGUUCCUGGAACAAAUAAUUCGGCGCAGACAUCUGGCCCGAAACAUGGGAACAAACUUGUUGACCAAUUAAAUUCGCGGAUGAAUGGGAGUGUGGGGCCCGGGCCUGUUCCGUACGAGGCCUUGCCGAGCUUCAGAGAUGUGCCCAAUGCCGAGAAGCAAAGCUUGUUUAUCAAAAAGCUGAGCUUGUGCUGUGUGGUGUUUGACUUCACUGAUCCCACCAAGAAUCUGAAAGAAAAAGACAUCAAACGGCAGACAUUAAUGGAGCUAGUCGACUACAUCACGUCAGCCUCGGGGAAAUUCAGCGAAUCGCUGAUGCAAGAGAUGGUAAGAAUGGUGUCCUUCAAUCUAUUCCGUGCCCUAUCCACUCAGCCUCGCGAGAACAAAGUUGUGGAAGGAUUUGACGUGGAAGAAGAAGAGCCAUUAAUGGAUCCCGCGUGGCCACAUUUGCAAAUUGUCUAUGAGUUCCUUCUCCGGUUCGUUACUUCUUCAGAGACCGACACCAAACUGGCAAAGCGCUACAUUGACCAAUCUUUUGUUUUAAAGCUGUUGGAUCUCUUUGACUCUGAAGAUCCUCGGGAACGGGAGUACUUAAAGACUGUUCUGCACCGCAUAUAUGGAAAGUUCAUGGUGCACAGGCCGUUCAUUCGGAAAUCCAUAAACAAUAUAUUCUACCGUUUCAUUUUCGAGACAGAAAAGCACAAUGGGAUCGCUGAGCUGUUGGAAAUUCUGGGCAGCAUUAUUAACGGAUUCGCCCUUCCAUUGAAGGAAGAGCACAAGCUUUUCCUUGUCCGGGCUCUCAUUCCUCUCCACAAGCCGAAGUGCAUAACCAUGUACCACCAGCAGCUAACUUAUUGCAUCACGCAAUUUGUCGAGAAGGACUGCAAACUUGCUGAUACGGUCAUUAGGGGGUUGCUCAAGUAUUGGCCGGUAACAAACAGUUCGAAGGAGGUGAUGUUCUUAGGCGAGCUGGAGGAAGUGCUCGAAGCAACUCAGCCCCCCGAAUUCCAGCGCUGUAUGGUCCCUUUGUUCCGUCAGAUUGGGCGUUGCUUAAGCAGCUCGCAUUUUCAGGUGGCCGAAAGGGCUCUCUUUUUAUGGAACAACGACCAUGUCGAGAAUCUGAUCAAGCAAAACCGUAAAGUGAUUCUUCCGAUAAUCUUUCCUUCCCUGGAGAGGAAUGCCCGAAGCCACUGGAACCAGGCAGUGCAGAGCUUGACCCUCAAUGUCCGCAAAAUCUUCUCAGAUGCAGAUCAGGAGCUGUUCGACAAGUGCCUGCAAAAAUUCCAAGAAGACGAAUCACAGGCAGAAGAAACCAAGACAAAACGCGAAGCAACAUGGAAACGCCUGGAGGAAUUAGCUGCUACGAAGAGCCCUAGCAAUGAGGCAGCAGCUCUUCCUCCCCCGAGAACAACCGCCAAGAGGACAUCCGGAUCCGGCUGAUUCCCGACACCUUUUUCUUAUUGAUUUCAUAGAUGGAAGGAGGUGAAGGAUGACUGCCAAGUGGGAAUGGAACAGAUGAUUUUGUUGCCUGAUUUUUCCCUCCAAUUUGUGAUAUAAGAUAUAUAUAUAUAUAUAUAACAUGUAUCCUCGUUUGAUCAGGCUGAAGAAAUGAAGGAAAAAGGAAUAUGGAAUGAUGAGAGUUUGAUGGUGUUUUUUAAUGUAGAAGAAGAAGAGGAGGAAGAGGAAGCAGGGAAUGCUGUACAUACAACACAGAGCAGAAUUGGCACUAAAAACUCUACAGCAGCUCUUCAAUUAGUGAGUCAGUCGGUCAGUCAUUUUUAUUGUUAGAAAAAGAUCUUCAUGUUUUUGAAAUUGGGGUUUUCAGUUUAUUUUAUUACUAUGUACUUACUUAUUAUAUAUAUAUAUUUAUAUUUAUAUCAUGUAUAACUAUAACAUCAUCAUCCAUCAUCAGCAUCAACUUUUUUAUUA
Andrographis paniculata is the source of this 2522-nucleotide messenger RNA. Its product is annotated as serine/threonine protein phosphatase 2A 59 kDa regulatory subunit B' eta isoform-like. Gene Ontology annotation, biological process: signal transduction. The transcript has 3 exons. Bases 441 to 2033 code for a protein of 530 amino acids. Gene Ontology annotation, cellular component: protein phosphatase type 2A complex. Gene Ontology annotation, molecular function: protein phosphatase regulator activity. The record is from RefSeq and is a predicted model, not a curated record. Lineage: Eukaryota; Viridiplantae; Streptophyta; Magnoliopsida; Lamiales; Acanthaceae.